Messenger RNA from Triticum dicoccoides, 1448 nucleotides. Its product is annotated as CBS domain-containing protein CBSX5-like. Gene Ontology annotation, cellular component: nucleus; cytoplasm. NCBI's taxonomy places the organism in Eukaryota, Viridiplantae, Streptophyta, Magnoliopsida, Poales, Poaceae. The transcript has 2 exons. The record is from RefSeq and is a predicted model, not a curated record. The coding region runs from base 10 to 1185 and encodes 391 amino acids.
CGUGCCAGAAUGGCUGCGAGCAUUCUGUCCCACGUUGUCUCCGACCUCUGCAUCGGCAAGCCGGCGGUGCGUGUGCUGCCACCGUCGACUCCCAUCGCGGCGGCCCUCGCCACGCUCCGCGCCGGCGCCGACCCGUUCGUCUUCGUGGACGCUGCACCCCCGGACGCGAAGAAGGCGGCCGCGUUGUCCGUCGUCAAGGUCAGCGUCGCGGAGAUCCUGUGCUACGUCUGCGGCGACGGCGGCAACCUCGGCGACCCCGCGGCCGCGCUCCGCCGGCCCGUGUCCGUGCUCACCGCCGUGGUUGGCGAUCACGGCGUCACCCGCCGAGUGAAUCCACAGACGAGCCUGCUCGACGCCAUCGACGCGCUGCUGGCCAACAACUCGCACAGUCUGCUCGUCCCGCUCCACGCCCGGGCCCGAAAGAAGCACCACCACGCCUCCGCCGGCUACUGCGUGCUGACGCAGCAAGACAUCGUCCGGCACCUCUUCGGCUCCAUCUCCCUCUUCGCCCCGGUCGCCGCGCUCUCCGUGGCCUCCCUCGGCCUCGUGCGCCGGGACGACGCGCACGCCGUCCACGUCGACGACGACGCGCUCGACGCCAUCCCUCUCCUGCAGAGGUCCAUCGGGCACGGCACCGCCGUGGCCGUCGUGGCGGACGACGACGCGCUCGUCGGAGAGAUCUGCCCGGGCGUGCUCGGCUCCUGCGACGACGUCGAGUCCGUGUCCGCCGCCUUCGCCGCGCUCUCGGCCGGCGACGCCAUGACGUACAUCGACUGCUACUUCUCGCCGCCCGAGUUCCUGCUCCGCUCCAUCAGAGCCGAGCUCACGGACAAGGGGCUUCAUGCCAUGUGCGACCUCAUGGAUGCCGCCUACACGACGGACGUUGCAGCUCUGUCGUCGUCGUCAACGUCAUCUGACGAGGAGUGUUUGCCGUUGGCGCCUGCGAGACGCGCGAGGAAGAUGUCGUCGGGAAGCUUCCGGUGGCGGUCGACGGAGGACGUGGCGGCGUGUCAUGCUGGGAGUUCGCUGGUCGCCGUCAUGGCCCAAGCGCUCGCGCACCGAGUCGGGCAUGUUUGGGUCGUCGAUGAGCUCACCGGCGCUCUAGUCGGAGUCGUCAGCUGCGCCGAUGUGCUUGCUGUGCUCCGGGACCAUCUCCGUCCAGAGUGCUAUGCAGAUGAUUUGUGAUCGAUCACUAUAGCCUGCAGAUACGUAAGCAUAGCUAGAGCUCGGCGAUUUCCCGUCAUGCCGCCCUGCUACGAGUCUACGACUGUUGGAGACCUGCUGCUGUUUUCUGUAAAGGAUCGGCCCAGCUUUUUUUUAGAACAUGUUGGUUCCGGUUUUUAUUUUAUUUUUAAGGGGUAACCAAGUUUUAUAUUCGUCGUAAGCCAGAAAUACAUCUCGGGUCAUGGGGUUGACCAAGCCACACAUGACGCCCCUGACCUAAAGAA